This is a messenger RNA of Schistocerca piceifrons (Central American locust), 2266 nucleotides long. Its product is annotated as fibroblast growth factor receptor substrate 3. NCBI's taxonomy places the organism in Eukaryota, Metazoa, Arthropoda, Insecta, Orthoptera, Acrididae. Gene Ontology annotation, biological process: cell surface receptor protein tyrosine kinase signaling pathway. Gene Ontology annotation, cellular component: cytoplasm. The record is from RefSeq and is a predicted model, not a curated record.
UCAGUUUGGAUACCAUCUUUGUUGUGUUUGUUUUCUAUACAAAGUUGUGGAUCAUGUUUGUACGCAGUGUUUCACGAAUUUUAUCAUUUUUGCCCGAACGAAGCACCUAGUCAAGAAAAUGUUGUCGACAUGUACGAUUUGUUACCAUCAUGCCAAGCAAACUCAGGACUACUCGCUGACAGGGACAAUGUGAGGGUGUCCAGAACUGAAGUGUACAACUGUUGUCCAGAACUGAAGUGUACAACUGUUACUGGUGCAGCCAUAUUGUGCAUGCUGGCAAAGAGACUGCAGUGCAUAACAUGGGGUGUAUUUCCAGCAAAACUGACAUCAAUGACCUUCACCCCAAUGUUUUUCAGGUGAUAAAUGUGGAUGAAGCUGGUAACAGAUUAAGCUCAGGUCAGUUGGAAAUUACAGAGAGUCACCUCAUAUUUUAUCAGCGGAAGAAGGAACCAAUAAAAUGGCCUCUUCGUAGCCUGCGCCGUUACGGCUUCGACGCAGAACUCUUCAGCUUUGAAUCGGGCCGUCGUUGUCCCACCGGUGCUGGAAUUUAUGCAUUUCGUUGUCAGCGAGCAGAACAACUCUUCAAUCUCUGCAGGCUAAAAUCCUCAUGCGCAAACAAUGCCAGUGAAGAUACUGUAUCCAGAGAGUUUCCUGUUGCCUCUAACCCAGGCCAUUUUCCGACACGUAUCAAUGUACCAUCAUCAGACGGAAACUACCUCGAUCCUGCUCCAGUGCGAAGGGGAAGUCGCACAGGACAGCCGACAAGUAUAAGAUUUGUGUCACAAAAUAGUGGAGUGUCUACAAGAUUGAGCAGUGUCGGAAGCAGUAGUAAUGGUCCCAUAAGCCCACAGGGCACAGCAUCUCCUUCUCCUCCCCCUGUUCCUAUACCUAUUCCUCAUCCACUUCCACCGACACCAGUAAGCAAUUCUGCAAGUGCAACAUAUGUUAAUGAAGAGUUAUUUUCUCUGCAACAGAUAACUUUGCCAUUCCUUCAGUUCGAUGCCCCACCUUCUUCCAGCACAAUUUCCUUGUGCGAGAUUAGCACAACGGUCACCACAACCCAUUCUGAUGCUGUAAAACACCCUCAGAGUAAUUCAUCAGGAUCCUAUGUAAAUAUUGAUGUUAGUAAUGUACCUUCAUUAUUGGCAGGUAGUGUAACAGAAGACACAAAUUACGCACAGCUUGAUUUGUCAGAGGCUCAACAAGGACACCUGUAUAUGAAUGUUAUUCCUGGCACUGACAUUCUCAAAGCUACAGAAACAAAUAAUGGCAGCUCGUGGAAUAAAACUACGUUCCCUAAUUGUAUUGUAUCUAUGCAACAAAGUGAAAUGGAUGUGGAUGAACCUAGACAUUGUUAUGCAAACCUUGAACCUGGCAGUAUUGAAGUUCCUUUGUCCCUUUUACCAAAAAUGCCAGUUCAGCCACUUACCCAAAUUCCAGCGGUUGAUAAAGCAUCUUCAGCUCAGAACCAUCAAUCUCACUCGAUAACACCAACACUGGGCCAGUAUCGACAAGUUAACUAUAUUGUCCUUGACCUGGAUCAGAGUAAAGAUUCUUCUGCAAGCAGUGCUUUACAGCAGCAGCAAACAUCUCCAUCUAGUUCUACUAGUCCUGCAACAGGAUCAGUAUCAACAGAAUCUCCACACCGUGGCUCGGAAGGCUAUGCCACAAUAGAUUUCAAUAAAACUGUUGCACUUUCACAUUCUGUAAAUCCUAGUAUAGACAAUGACAGUGAAAGUUCUCGUAAAACGAGGCACAAUUCAACUAUUAGUGAUUUAGUAUCAGCUCCUGCAAUAAAUAGCCCCACAGAGUAAAGAAAUGUAUUUUCUUUUUCCAUUGAUGAUAUUUUGAGAAGAAAUUAGGAAAUUAUUCCUUUUUUCGCGGGUGUAUAAUUAGUCCAAAGAUUGACUGUACCAAAGAUAUUUUUAGACUUAAUGAGGAUUUUGAAGCAUAUUAUUGAAUGAGCCUAUUGGAAUGUGUCCAACAUGAAGUUCAUACAUCGAAUUGUUUACAUUGUACAAUAAGAAAUAUAACAUAUAUAUACAUAUAUAUUUUUUGCAUGAUAGCCCAAAGUGUAAAUAAUGCCAAAGAGAUAAUAAUGCAAUGUCUAGCCCCACUUUGGGGUGAUUUUUAACUGCAGUGCUAUAUAUACAGAUAUACACACAUACAUAUACAUAUAGUUACAUGUAAAUUUGAGAGAUAUUGUGUGCCUGAUUAUAUAUUACAUGUUGUGUGUUAUACAAAAUAAAUGUGUAUAUUAAAUUAA